This is a messenger RNA of Poecilia reticulata (guppy), 3654 nucleotides long. It is a transcript of the gene arhgap12b, whose product is annotated as Rho GTPase activating protein 12b. The record is from RefSeq and is a predicted model, not a curated record. Gene Ontology annotation, cellular component: cytoplasm. Gene Ontology annotation, biological process: signal transduction; regulation of GTPase activity. Lineage: Eukaryota; Metazoa; Chordata; Actinopteri; Cyprinodontiformes; Poeciliidae. Gene Ontology annotation, molecular function: protein binding.
CGUCCAGCAGAGAGGCGGGGGAUUGUGAACCGAGCGGCUGACUGGAGGGCUGCUGCUGCGGGCUCUGUCGGGGUAACGCACGCUAGGUAACAGGGCUCCGGAAAACUUCUCCUGCUCUCCUUCAGCGGUGGCUAACGGAGCACAAAGGCCGACACCACAGCAGCUCGUUCCGGAGGGGUGUUCAGUGAAACAUGAGGAGCCGCCCGGGUCGCUGAGCAGCUGAGGGUCGGAGUCGAAGCGCGUGCUCCAGCAGACAUGGCGGACAGAGAGGGGCUUCCCAUCGCCCCAGGCCAGGUCUACGUCGAGGUGGAGUAUGACUACGAGUACAAGGCCAAGGAUAAGAUGGUGGCCAUCCGCCAGGGAGAAUGUUACAUGUUGGUGAAGAAGACCAACGAGGACUGGUGGCAGGUGAGGAAGGAGGAAGGGGCAAAAGCCUUCUAUGUUCCGGCGCAGUACGUCAGGGAGGUGCGACGGGCGUUGAUGCCGCCGCAGAAGCCCGCCCUGAGGGCCAAGCCCACCGUUCUGGACAUCUGUAGGGAAUCCAACGAGAACCUCAACAGGCCUCAGCCGGAAAUGUCAAGCUUCGGCCGUCCGUCGCCCUCCUCCACCCCGUCGCCGUCCUCAGACCGCGUCACGCCGCCUGUUCUCCCCAAGGAUGCCAACCAGAACCUGGGGAGUCCGCACCACUGCAAGCUGGUGGCAGAGCUGGUUCUCCUCCACAACAACAACAACCACCACCACAGUAACAACUCGUCAUUGCCACGGACACGGGCCGACUCACCUCCACUCAAAGCAGGAAACGGACUCAGCAAAAGUCCGGACAGUGACAAGAGCUCGGCUGCGAGCGAGGCGCCGGGAGAAGGGUCCGUCAAACAGCGCAACGACUCGGAGUCUGGAGACGAGCUGAGCAGCAGCUCAACAGAACACAUGCAGACGACGUCUCCCACGGGUCCGGGCCGCUCCGUCUCGCCGGUCUACACCAACCUCCAGGAGCUAAAGAUCUCCCAGUCCAGCUUGCCGCCCGUCCCGUCAGGCUCCCCGCUCCACGUUGUGGGCGACUGGGAGACCCACAAGGACCUGAGCGGCAGGUACUUCUACUACAACCGGGCUAACAGCGAGCGCACCUGGAAGCCUCCGCGCUCCAGAGACGCCUGCAGCAGCACCAGCAGCAUCCGCGGAGACAGCCAGGGCACAGCGGAGAGUGAGCUGCUGUCCUCUGAAGAGAACUGCCACAGCACACACUCCAGCCAGUCGGACAGCCAGUAUGGGUCGCCCCCUAGAGGCUGGUCGGAGGAGCUGGACGAACACGGACACACCCUCUAUGUGUCCGAACACACACAGGAGAAGUGGGUCAAACACGUGGACGAGCAAGGCCGGCCCUACUACUACAGCGUCGACGGAUCCAGGUCAGAGUGGGAGCUGCCAAAGUACAACAUCUCCCCUCUCUCUGGAGAAGUUCCUAAGAGUCGGAGUUUGGAAAGGAAGCAGCCAGAACCCAUCGUCCUCACCAAGUGGAGGCACAGCACCUACGUCUUGGACCUCAACGACAAGGAGUGUGCUUCGGCGCCCAAGCAGAGCUCUCCAGACUCUGACUCCUGCCCAUCAUCUCCUAAACACCCUUCAACCCCCUCGGAGAAGUGUGGAGUCCUUAAUGUCACCAAAAUCACAGAGAAUGGAAAGAAGCUCAGGAAGAACUGGACAUCUUCCUGGACCGUGCUGCAGGGUUCUUCCCUCCUGUUUGCCAAGGGCCAGGGCGCCAGCACCAGCUGGAAAUUUGGCAGCAACCAGUCCAAGCCCGAGUUCACGGUUGAUCUGCGUGGAGCAUCGGUGGAGUGGGCUUCCAAGGAGAAAUCGAGCAAGAAACACGUCAUUGAGCUGAAGACCCGUCAGGGCAUGGAGCUGCUGAUCCAGUCCGAGAUCGACAGCGUCAUCAACGACUGGUACCGGGCCCUCAUGGAGACCAUCAACACUCAUGCGUGGGAGUCUGAUGAAGCCAUUGAGGAAGACAUGCCCGAGUCUCCGGGAGCUGAGAAACAGGACAAAGAGAAGGACCAUCGGGACUCCAAGAAGAACAGAGUGAUGAAGAACUCCAUCAGUAUGGACUCAUCAGACCAGAAAAAAACCAGGAUGAAGCUGAAGAAGUUCCUGAUAAGGCGACCCACCUAUCAGGCAGUCAGAGACAAAGGGUACAUCAAAGACCAGGUGUUUGGCUGCAGUCUGAGCAGUCUGUGUCAGCGGGAGAGCACGUCGGUACCUAACUUCGUCAAGAUGUGCAUCGACCAUGUGGAGAACACAGGUCUCAGUGUUGACGGCCUGUACAGAGUGAGUGGGAACCUGGCGGUGAUCCAGAAGCUCCGCUUCGCUGUGAAUCACGAUGAGAAGGUGGACCUGAACGACAGUAAGUGGGAGGACAUCCACGUCACGACCGGCGCGCUCAAGAUGUUCUUCAGAGAGCUUCCUGAGCCUCUCUUCACAUACGGCUCCUUCAACGACUUUGUGAACGCCAUCAAAUGCUCUGACUAUAAGCAGCGAGUGAAUUCAGUCAAAGACUUGAUCAAGAAGUUGCCAAAACCCAACCAUGACACGAUGCAGGCCCUGUUCAGACACCUGCGCAGGGUGAUCGAGCACGGAGAGGCCAACCGCAUGACCACCCAGAGCGUGGCCAUCGUGUUCGGACCCACGCUGCUGCGGCCUGAGACUGAGACGGGCAACAUCGCUGUCCACAUGGUCUACCAGAACCAGAUCGUGGAGCUGAUCCUGCUGGAGUACGAAGGCGUGUUUGGGAGGUAGAAGAAGCCACAGGAGGAGAAGAAGAGCGUUGCCGGGUUUCCCUAACAGACUUCUGUCCCGUUUCCUGAACGACGCUGUGGACCAAGCAGCUGGGAGGAAUAAAAAAUAAAAAAGGAAAAUAACAGUUUACAAAAGUCUUGCACUUACAAAGAAUCUGGGGAUGAGUUUAGGAAUAAAAAUAGAUGUAUAGAUGUUGCCCGUUUUUUUUUUUUCAGUUGCCAUUCCUGCUGUGAGGAGCGGGCGGUUGAGAGAAAGCCUUUCAGAGUGUUGCCGUGGUGACGUGUGGGCCGUCUGUGCGAGUCGAUGAAUUUUGAGUGUUUACACUGGAUCUUUCGUGGUCAGUCUUUGGAAUCAGAAACGGCCACUCCGCUUUGAACUCCGGGUGGGAGGGGAUCAGGAAGGACCUGGCAUCAUGUCCGCCUUUCAUAACCGGGUCGGUUCUGUGUGAGGGACUCGUUCUAUCCGCUUUUUAACAGUGUUAGCCAUAAACUCUGCGGCCUCCUCCCGGAGGACCUUCGCGUAACGGAGCGGAUCUCCUCGUCAUUAAGCUAGCGUGGCAGCAGACGCUGUAUGGAUGCCCUCCAACACGUUGCCGAGCGUUUGUACAGAGCGUUGUUGUAAAAAAGAAGAAAAAAAAAUAGUGUCCCUGUAACUGAGGUGUGUAUGCUUUGAAGGUAAACCAGUGGAAGAUUAUGAAUUUAAAUAUAUUAAAAAAAGCAUCAAUUGUGGAUGGAAAAGUGCUGAUGGACUGGUAGUUCUGUGUGUGUGAGGUGUUUGUGCAUGGUCAGCUGCACACUUUGAAUGUAAUUUUCCGGCUAACUGCUGUUUGUGAAUUGCUAUGUCUAAUAAAACAGACAAACUAAA